Molecule: messenger RNA, 1573 nt
Organism: Humulus lupulus (European hop)
Lineage: Eukaryota; Viridiplantae; Streptophyta; Magnoliopsida; Rosales; Cannabaceae
Product: putative ALA-interacting subunit 2
Exons: 9
Coding region: 221-1243 (340 amino acids)
Cellular component (GO): endoplasmic reticulum; plasma membrane; Golgi apparatus
Source: RefSeq, a predicted model, not a curated record
AUCAUCAUAUACAGUUCCUCUUAUUGAAAGCUAAGAAUAUUGGAGUUUUAGCUGAACCCAGAAUCUAUCUUUGCCUUCGUGGGGCUACCAUUAUCGAAAGAGCUAAAUCAACAACUCAUAUCUCCAGAUCUCUCAUUUUCUUAGCUCUUCACGUUUCACAGGCUAAAUAAGAAGAUUAAUGCAUUUGUGGAGUUGAAUUGGUGAAGUCUAGAUAGAAUAGAUGGAUGUGGAUGAAGGGAUUACCUCAACCUCUUUUUCGAUAGAUGCUCGAUCAACUCCACCUCUGUCAAGACGACGUGAAGCUAUUUAUCAGUUUACACAGCAGAGUCUUCCAGCUUGUAAACCUGUCCUCACCCCAGCAUGGGUUAUUGCUACAUUUUUUGUGAUCAGUGUUGUUUUUAUUCCUACCGGAUUCAUUACUCUUCGAGCCUCUCGUAGUGUUGUUGAAAUUGUGGACCGAUAUGAUGCUGAUUGUGUGCCUGAGGAAUUUAAAAUUAACAAGGUGGCCUAUAUAAAAGAUAACUCAAUACCGAAGAACUGUACUCGACUUAUAAAGAUUAACAAGCAUAUGAAAGCUCCAAUCUAUAUUUACUACCAACUUGAUAACUACUAUCAAAACCACCGACGGUAUGUCAAAAGUAGAAGUGAUCGGCAACUCUUACAAGGACUCGGGUACAAUGACACAAGUUCCUGUCAGCCUGAAGAGUUCAAUAAUGGCCUUCCAGUUGUUCCUUGUGGUCUAAUAGCUUGGAGUUUGUUCAAUGAUACAUAUACAUUUGUUCGUGGAGGAUCAAAAGUAAAGGUUAACAGGAAUAACAUUGCAUGGAAGAGUGACAGAGAUCACAAAUUUGGGAAGCAUGUAUACCCCUACAAUUUUCAGAAUGGGACCUUGAUUGGUGGUGGAAGUUUAAAGCCAACUGUCCCUCUAAGUGAUCAAGAAGAUCUUAUAGUAUGGAUGCGUACUGCUGCGCUCCCCAGCUUCAGAAAGUUGUAUGGUAAAAUUGAAAUGGAUUUGGAAGCAGAUGAUGUUGUGACAGUGACACUAAUGAAUAAUUACAACACAUACAGUUUUGGGGGUAAAAAAAAGCUCGUCCUUUCGACAUCAAACUGGUUAGGAGGAAGAAAUGAUUUCCUCGGAGCAUCGUACAUUUUCGUUGGUUCAUCUUGCAUAUUCAUUGCUCUUAUCUUCCUGUUGCUACACAUGAAAAGUUCAACUUCAAGGUCUUUUACAUGGGAAAUUUAACAGUUGCAUGGAAACAAGAAAUUAAGGGCGUUAUUGGCAAGAUCGAAAAUUCAAGGACCAAAUUGUCACUUGAAUACACCAGCGACCAUUGGUGGCCGGCCGGUUUCAAAAACUCGAAUCCCUCCUUGUAUGGAGACGGGAUAGAAUCCAUCAAACUUUGUCUAUUGAGAAAUGAAAAACUAUAACCAUUGUUAAUUAGGUAUUCAGGGAUUCAAACAUCCAAUUUUGGUAGCAAACCACACAAUGACAAUUUGAGCUACCUAUUGGAUAGAUAUCUCAUUCUGUGUAUAAGUUUAUUUAAACAUUUAUCAAAAUUUCCUACUUAAAAUA